AUGCCUACCUUAUUUGGAUUGUUUGGCUUCAUUCUUCUGGUUAUUGAAACCCUCAUAGGAAUGGUGGGAAAUGGAUUUAUUGCUAUCAUUAAUUACAUUGACUGGUUUAGCAGCAGAAAAUUAUCCCCAGCUGACAUGAUCCUGAGUUGUCUUGGCUUGUUCAGAUUCGCAUUUCAUGCAAUUGGAAUACAGACUGCAAUUCUUCUCCUCUUUUUCAUAGAUACUUUUCAGAUGAGGAACAUAUAUAUUGCAUGCAGUGCCUCAUGGGCAUUUGUUAAUACUGCUAACCUUUGGUUUGCCGCUUGGCUCAGUGUCUUGUACUGUGUAAAGAUUGCAAACUUCUCCCACCCUCUCUUCCUCCAAAUGAAGCGGAGAUUCCCUGGGAUGGUGCCUUGGCUGCUUCUGGGGACAGUGGUCUUCUCCGCGAUCACCACCACCAUCAAGACAAUAAUGUUCUUUCCCUGCAUUAUAUUUUUCUCCUCGUCCAUUUUAUUGCUAACUUCUCUGUGGAGGCACAAAAAUCAUUUACGAAACAGCGUGAGGGAUGUCCGCACAGAAGUUCACCUGAAUGCCAUCAAAGCUCUGGCUUCUUUCUCCAUUCUCUACGUAUCUAGCUUUUUUGUGGAAAUAUUGGCAACGUUCUUCACUUGGAAUGGCAUGCAAGCCAUUGAGAUGAAUUUUUUGUUGCUUCAUGUGGUUGCUGCAUAUUCCUCUGGCCAUGCCAUUAUCUUGAUCUUCAUUAAUCCCAAACUGAAACAGGAAUCAGUCAAGAUGCUACAUCAACUAAAAUGCUGA
Zootoca vivipara (common lizard) is the source of this 795-nucleotide messenger RNA. The record is from RefSeq and is a predicted model, not a curated record. NCBI's taxonomy places the organism in Eukaryota, Metazoa, Chordata, Lepidosauria, Squamata, Lacertidae.